UUUCAUACCGAGCGGAACGGAGUUCAUGAACAUCACGAAGUUCUGUUUGUGCUGUCGUUGCUAGGUUUGCAGGUUGUUUUGGUAUCAUUUGAAAUGAACGAACACUAAUGGAGGCAAAACUUGCAGAAUAUAGGGCCCGCAAGCACAAGGAAGCAGUAAAGCAAUUCCCGUACAAUAUUAUGACGUUAAAUUCACAGCAGCAUGCAAGUGACACAGCACGAAACCUGUCACCUUCAACGCCGCAAGAGGAUGGAAAUAUGAGCAAGAGCAGCUUGAUUUCACAUACCAGUGAUGGUGCUGAAUUAUCUGAUAGUAACUUGAGCGAAUCCACCUGUCCAAAUUUCACCUUAUUUACAGUAAUAACAAAUACAUUGUACUUUUUAUUGUGGACAACCUUAUAUGCCGUCGCUGUUCAUUUGGAAUUUGGUACAGUCUACUUCAUUGUGUCACUUCUGUAUGCUAUCUGGAGAAACACAGGAACUGGUCCAAAGAAGGAUGGUGAAAUCAGUGCUUACUCAGUAUUCAAUCCAAACUGUGAAGCUAUUGAUGGGACACUGAAAGCAGAGCAGUUUGAACAGGAACUUAGAUAUGGUGCUGGUAGUGUACAUUGAAUGGUUAAUUUACAUUUAUUAUAACUUAAAGGAGACAACAUGUCACUGAUGGUUGUGCUGUGGUUAUUGUGUCAGUUUUAGAUUUUAAGCAUUCUAUCAUAGGUAAAAGCUAUCCCUGUAACAGGCUGUUGGAAGGCCAUAGGGUUUUGAGACAUCGAGGCUCCCGCAUUAUCAAGAUGGUCGGCUCACAGAUGGUGGCUAGUUUGUCAGCGUUACACACCAGAUGCCCUUUACUUCCAGGAAGAUUCCUGGUACUCAUUUCUGAUAUAGGCUAAGUCAACCCCA
This is a messenger RNA of Cryptotermes secundus, 896 nucleotides long. It is a transcript of the gene Saysd1, whose product is annotated as SAYSvFN domain-containing protein 1. Bases 108 to 611 code for a protein of 167 amino acids. The transcript has 2 exons. The record is from RefSeq and is a predicted model, not a curated record. Lineage: Eukaryota; Metazoa; Arthropoda; Insecta; Blattodea; Kalotermitidae.